CCUGGAGCUCCUGAUAGAGUUUUUCCAAAAGGCACCCACAGAGAGGUACUCUGUAGGCAUCCAACUGGAUCACGCGUCACUUCCCCCGCAUUCCAUAGAAGUGCGCUGUCCAGACUGACUUUGUCUUUCGAUCUCUCUGCACAGAUCUUUCGUUCCCCCAUCGUGAGAUCUGAACCAUGGCACUGAUUCUGCUUGACUACGUUUUCGUUCUUGUUCUUCUUUUCUUGGUUUACUCGUUUUGGCGCCGCCGCAACUCGGAUCUGCCUCUCCCUCCAGGUCCUCGUGGACUGCCCGUGCUCGGAAACGCCCUGCAGAUUCCGCAGGAGCGACCUUGGCUUGUAUACGCCGAAUGGGCAAAACAGUACGGUAGUCUGACCCACCUGACGGCCUUCGGAACCCACCUCAUCAUCAUCAACGACCGUAAGACCGCGCAUGACCUACUCGACAGGCGUAAUGCGAUCUACAACGGGCGUGUGCACAUGACAUUCGCAGGGGAGAUCGUCGGGUGGGAGAAGAGCGUCGCCAUGCUUCAAGGGCCGCGACAUAUCCAGACACGCAGGAUGGGGCAGACGCUUAUGAGCCUCGCUAGCGUACAGCAGCAAUGUGGGGAACGGAUGACUGCGGAGGCGCAUAGGCUGCUCAAGAACCUGCUCGAUAAGCCCCAGGAAUGGAUGGACCAUUAUCGCUCCAGCGCGGGGGCGUUCAUCAUGCUUACGACGUAUGGGACUGAGCCUGGCAAGGAGCAAGAUGCGCUUAUCGCAGAAGCGAAGGAGGUGGUCGAACGGUUUUCUGUCGCGGCGACGCCGGGUAACUGGAUCGUUGACUUUAUCCCUAUUUUGAAAUAUGUCCCGGCUUGGGUGCCCGGGUUCCGGUUCAACGCUACAGGGAAAACCUGGCGCAGCCAGCUUGAGCAUCUAGUCCACUCGCCAUUCAACAAAGUGAAGACACUGAUGGAAAAACACGCCGCCCCGCCAUCGCUCGCCGCUAACUUCCUGGAAUCCAACCCGGCCCAGAACGAGGAGCUCAUCCGCUGGCUCUGCGGGUCCCUCUUCGCCGCCGGGGCGGAUACGACCGUUGGCGCGCUCGCCUCUUUCACACUGGCGAUGACGAAGUUCCCUUUGGCGCAGCGGGCCGCACAGGCAGAGCUGGACCGCGUCGUUGGGAGGGACAGGCUGCCCGUGUUUGCCGAUUUUGAGCAUAUGCCGUACCUUCAUGCGCUGGUUAAAGAGGUUCUGAGAUGGGGGAUAAUCGUCCCUAUGGGCUUCCCGCACCGGCUUUCCUCACCUGAACAGGAUACGUAUGACGGAUACCGGAUCCCGGCUGGCGCGCUGCUCUUACCGAACGCAUGGGCGAUGUCCCGCGACACGGGGGUGUACGGGGCAGACGUAGAGGUCUUUCGGCCCGAACGGUACUUGGAGAUGAAGGAACUGCAGGGGAUGGCGUAUGGGAUGGCGUAUGGAAGUCCGGUCUUCGGGUUCGGCGGACGGGUGUGCUUGGGACAGCAUGUAGCGUACGCGACGCUCCUUGUCCAGAUCGCCAGUAUUCUCGCGGCAUUCGAUAUCUCCCCUCCGGUGGGGAAGGACGGGAAACUGGCUGUGCCGGGCGAAGUGGGAUUCUCCAGCGGGGUCGUCUCGCAUCCGGAGCAUUUCGAGACGGUCAUACGGCCUAGGUCGGCUGAGGCGAAGGAGCUUGUCCAGGCGGCGAACGCCUUUGAGUGAGCUUACUUUCCACAUUUCUGUCAGGUUUGGGUGCACGGUGGAAGGACGUAUUCGGUUUAUGCAGUCAAUGGAUACAGGUUCUUUGAAUCUUUUACAACAAGGUCGUAAAUUCGUGCAGUCAUAAUUCCGUAUCAUACCCUGGCCCAUAGAUCCCCUCCUUCCUACCUCCCGGUACCCAAUCGCAUCACUCAAUCCUCAUCCUCCUCCAGCACACUAGCCUUCACAUGUACAUGCUCGAUACCUCUCUCCGGCAACCUCUCUGCCUCUCUAAGGACAUCCGCUACCGUCGCUCCCCGCUCGACAGUAACGAGCAACCCGUGUUUCCUCACUCUUCCAUCCCCUAAUUUCUCAUACGGGCCCUGUCCCCCAGUUGGGUAGAGCCAGAAAGCAACCCCUCCCCGUAGCACCUGUUCUUCUCUAGGCCGGGUAUGUAGCUCGUGUGCUACGUGACCCGAGUGUAGGAGGUAGCGCGCAAGUGCGCCCAGGGAGGGCUCGGCGGUGCUGAUCUCGUCCAGUGCGGAGGCGGCGAGGAGGGACUCGAGGAUGAGCCCGGAUUGGGCGAGGUUGUAUGGGAAUGACCUGGAUGCUAGGGGGCGGGAGGACAUCAUGCGCUUGGUUGGGUGUAUAGUGUUUUCCGUAGGAGAGGUUA
Molecule: messenger RNA, 2367 nt
Organism: Dacryopinax primogenitus
Lineage: Eukaryota; Fungi; Basidiomycota; Dacrymycetes; Dacrymycetales; Dacrymycetaceae
Product: cytochrome P450
Exons: 5
Coding region: 177-1718 (513 amino acids)
Molecular function (GO): oxidoreductase activity, acting on paired donors, with incorporation or reduction of molecular oxygen; iron ion binding; monooxygenase activity
Source: RefSeq, a predicted model, not a curated record